Molecule: messenger RNA, 1364 nt
Organism: Cuscuta europaea
Lineage: Eukaryota; Viridiplantae; Streptophyta; Magnoliopsida; Solanales; Convolvulaceae
Source: the annotation of a GenBank genome assembly
CUUAUUUGGUACACUAAUAUAAAAAAUUUACUUUUUCCAAAGAGAUGCAGAAAAUAUUUUUUUACUUCUCCUCUCCUCUGUUAUAAAGCAUUUCUCCAUUUUUUACUUCGCUAGGGUUUUCUUGAUCCUCUGUAACACAGCGGCGUUGAAAUGUCACUCUCCCGGUAUCUUUCACGGAAACCCCUUACCACCCCAAUCUUGGAGAUCCACCAUCUCCGAUCAUUUUCCACCACCGCCGCUCACCCGACGGCGUUCCAUAAGAACCAACACCCACAGAACCACAGCUUCCUGCCGCCAAACGAGUACCUGAACUCGUGGAAGCCCCCGAAGGAUCCCAAGGAGGCAGAAUCCAAGCUCGCCCUUCUUCGCCGCGACUAUGCCAAGAAGGUCAAGGAAGUUCGUAAAGAGUACAUCAAGGAGGUGGAGGUCAUGCGGCUCGAAAAGGUGAGAAAAGCUGAGGCCAAGAAGGAAGCUCUACGGAUCGCCAAUGAGGAGCGGAAGGCUGCUAAAGCGGCUGAGAAGAAGGCGAAGGCUGAAGAGAGAGCGAUUUUUGAAGAGCGAUUCCGCCAAACCCUCCUAAAAGAAAGACAAGAGAAGCUUGAAUAUUGGAAGAUGAGAGAAAAAAAGUUUGAAGAGAAAAAGAAAGAGAAGAUGGAGCUUUUGCGUAAAAAAAGCUCCUUGUGGAUUGAUGAGAAUUUGUUGGAGCCAAAGGCAUUUGUGGGCUCUGUUUGCCCUUCAAUUAGGGAGAUGAAAGAGAUCAAAAGAUAAAGUUCCCCCCCCAGAUCUCUUGUGAUCGAUGUGGAAGAGUAUAUCUAUAAGGGGUUGAUUGUGUUCAUGUAGUAAUACACCAAUGGUUUGGAAGUGAACAGAAUGCAAUGAAGUUUCAGAUAGAAUCAGGUGCAAGUGUGUACAAUCAACUCCAACUCCCCAAUGACAUGCUUAAAAAGCAUUUUUUUUCACGUGUUCCUCUAUACUAAGCUAAUGCUCUAUAUACAAAUGACCUUGUUAAAACUCUUGUCUUCAUGGUUUUAAUGAAGUGAAUUCGUGCGGCUGAGAUGUAUUUGAAGAAGGAUGAAUAAUUAUAAACUGAAAAUCUUUCCCUAGAAAGAAGAAUGAGGUGAUUUGUAUAUUCACUUGACCACAAUUAAAUCACGUCAGGAAAUAUGUUGUCGAGGAAAGUAUGUUCUUGUUUCUUGCAUUUCGCAUGGUUAAUAAGAAGCAAUAACAACCUAUGGCCGCAGCUGCUUAAGUGGAUUGAGGUCAUAAUGUCAUAUUGUUACUUUUUACAAUCAACAUUUUGAAUUAUCAUUGUGCCUUUAUUAGUGUACUUAUCAGUCAGUUAUCACUUAUCAAUAACUUGCUAC